GGUGACGUGCCUGGCCGAGGCCGCGCUAGGGCGCUGGAGCUGCUACAGAGCGGCUGUCAUGGCGUCGGAGGCGCUAGCUGAGGAGAGCCGGCCCCGGUGUCUAUAGGACCAGGGGCGGGCGGCCGGGGAUGGAGAACAGCCCUGACAGCCCACAGCCUCUGGAACUCGGGGUGGCGGCCGGGCGAGUGUCGCCGCCGGAAGGGCGACGGCGCGGCGGGCGCGAGGCUGAGGAUGGUCCCGCUGGACGCGCGGUGGACAGCGGCGGGCAGGGGGCGGCGGCAGCGCGGAGCAGCCUCGGGGACUGGACGUCCCCCUCGCAGCUCGGAUGCGGCGCGGGCUCGGACUUGAAGGACAACGCGUCGUCGAGCCCUGCCGCCUCGGAGGUGCCUUCAAGAGGGCAACACAAGGUGACCGCCUCCCCGGAGCUGGCCGAGGCCACUGGCCGAGGGUCGGGGCCAGUGGGCGACACCGGCACCUGCAGGGUGGAGCCGGUGGCGGAGGAGCCAAGCAGCACCGGCGCCCCGAGCAGCAGCUGCAGCGAGCCGAGCCCCCCUGGGGACUCGCCCAGCUUGGACUCCCUGGAGUCUUUCUCCAACCUGCAUUCUUUCCCCAGUAGCUCUGAGUUCAAUAGCGAGGAGGGAGCAGAGACCAGGGUCCCCGAGGACGUGGAGGAGGGCGCGGCGGGGCCGCCCAGGGCUGCACCUCUAUGCAAAGAGGAGGAGGAGGACCCGGCUCAGGUACUGGCGGCCUCCAAAGAACGCUUUCCCGGACAGUCAGUGUAUCACAUCAAAUGGAUCCAGUGGAAAGAGGAGAACACGCCCAUCAUCACCCAGAAUGAGAAUGGACCCUGCCCUUUGCUGGCCAUCCUCAAUGUUUUGCUUCUCGCCUGGAAGGUGAAACUUCCACCAAUGAUGGAAAUCAUAACUGCGGAGCAGCUGAUGGAAUAUUUAGGUGAUUAUAUGCUUGAGGCAAAGCCAAAAGAAAUAUCAGAAAUUCAACGUGUAAAUUAUGAACAGAAUAUGAGUGAUGCUAUGGCGAUCUUGCACAAACUGCAGACAGGCCUGGACGUGAAUGUCAGGUUCACUGGGGUACGAGUUUUCGAGUACACACCAGAGUGCAUAGUCUUUGAUCUUCUAGAUAUUCCCUUGUAUCAUGGGUGGUUAGUGGACCCUCAGAUUGAUGACAUUGUAAAAGCUGUUGGCAACUGCAGCUACAACCAGCUGGUAGAGAAGAUCAUCUCCUGCAAGCAGUCAGACAACAGCCAGCUGGUUAGUGAAGUACACAUUGGUUCCAUAGGCUUUGUAGCUGAGCAGUUUCUAAACAAUACAGCCACUCAACUGACGUACCAUGGAUUAUGUGAACUGACUUCAACGGUUCAGGAAGGAGAGCUCUGUGUGUUCUUUCGGAAUAAUCAUUUUAGCACCAUGACAAAAUACAAGGGUCAACUGUAUUUGUUGGUCACAGACCAGGGCUUUCUUACUGAAGAAAAAAUUGUCUGGGAAAGUCUCCACAAUGUAGAUGGUGAUGGAAAUUUCUGUGACUCAGAAUUCCACCUUCGGCCUCCUUCAGAUCCUGAGACUGUAUACAAAGGUCAACAAGACCAAAUAGAUCAGGACUACCUUAUGGCACUGUCACUGCAACAAGAACAGCAGAGCCAAGAAAUCAAUUGGGAGCAAAUUCCAGAAGGAAUCAGUGACUUGGAGCUGGCAAAGAAACUCCAGGAAGAGGAGGACCGACGGGCCUCUCAGUACUACCAGGAGCAGGAGCAGGAGCAGGCUGUUGUGACUACCACCACCCCUUCCACACAGGCCCAGCAGGGCCAGCCAGCACAAGCCUCUCCAUCAAGUAUAAAACAGCCUGGGAAUAGUGAACGGAAACGCAAGGAACCUCGGGAAAAAGACAAAGAGAAAGAAAAAGAAAAAAAUAGCUGUGUGAUUUUGUAGGGAAUGCUGACGUCUGUGGGAACCACCUAUGCAGAUGACGGAAAGGAAGACCCAGUACCUACCGUCUGUGCCUGAUCUCCCAAGGGAUUUUGCUCAUGUUUUCCAGGGGAAGGUUGUUACUUUGUUACAAUCAGCUUUUUCAAGUUACACAACACACUCUUUAUGAGCUGGAGUUUUAUGUUACAAGUUGGAACUGUUGUGUGUUGUCACUCGUAGCCAAAUGAGUAUAUCACUCCUAUUUUGUGUCUAGUGACAGUGCAACUCCAAUCAGUAAGCUACUGUGUUCUGUGUGACAAUGGAUGGAGGUCACUGAGUGAGUUUGAUCCUUCUCAAGAUGUAAUUGUUAGCACAACUAUUUCUGAAACUUUACAUUGUUAAAUUAUGUUCUAAUCCAUGAGGAAGAAGGAGUUUCAUAUAGGGGAGGGGGAGAGCAGGAAUACUGACCCUUCAUUGUACAUCGAACUGGUUCAGCCCUUGGACAGCUUUACCUUUCUCUAGUAAUGUACAUUUUAGCUAUUACCUUGAGAACUGAUAAUGGAGCUUGGAUCCAAUUUAGAUAGAAAGAAAUAUUUUUUAUUUUCGAAUAGCAAAAAAAAAAAAAAAAAAAUACGUUGACACUAAUACUUAUAACCUAUCCAGAUGAGAUGCUGACUUUGUAGUGCUGUGAGAUGUUGGAAAACGUCGACCCCUUCAGAACCUGAGUGGUGGCUUCUGUUUGAUGAGCAUGGAAUACGUGAGUGAGGAGAGGACCACACUCAGGCUCAGCCUUGUACAUAUGAGGACAGAGAAGAGCAGCGUUCACUGUCUACCUUUUUCUAGAAUUACCUUGAACCUUAAAUUUUAAAUCAUGUUUAUUGCUAGAAAAUUAAGCAUAGUUAUUUAAACCAAUAAAAAGCACAUUUCUGAAGGAGAGUUAAUCUCUUGACUCUAAUGAAAAGAUAUUAAUAAAAUUCUAAACGUAGGUAGGAGUCUAAAGGAAUUUAUGUAAAAGCAAUCAGAUUUUUUAACUUAUGAGAACCAAAUAAACCUAAGACAUCUUACAUCAUUUCUAGGAUUCUGAAAGAAUAUUUACUCAGCUUUGUGAUGAGGCAGCACAUACUGUAUUUCUAGAUACGAUUUGGAAAACUAUCCUUAACAUGCUUUUUUAUAUACUUUGUACUUAGAGUUUGUUUCAGUCAUUUUUGAAGAUUAUUGCCAGUGCACGUAGCUGUGUGAUUUAUCCUAAACCUCAGUAAAUUUUAUUCAGGAGCACCACAGAUUGAACAUCCAGUUAGGGAAUAUUCCUUGUGGUCUGGAGGCAAUUAAAAACUACCAAAAGAAAAUAGUGUAGAGUUUAGGACUAUUGUCAUUGAUGUCUUCCAUGAUCCCAAACCAGCUGUAGGCUGAGUAUGUAUGUAAAAAGUAGAGUUUUAUUUAUGAAAAGUGUUGUUCUAAGAGGAAAAACCCUUCAGGGCCAUGCUGUAUCCUUUUUAUCCUUCUAUAUGACAUGUCUGUUUAUGUCCUUUGUGGUUUCUUCAGAUUUUCUAUACUAGUGUGGGAACUAAUCAGGAACCUGCCUGGGGUAUAAAGUUUGUGUAUAAAAUACCUGGUAAGUAAAGUCUCUUGAUCCCAGCCUAGAGUAAAUACGAGUGUCAGAGGUCAGACCCCUUGGGUGGGCUCUGCUGAUCAGAGCAGGAAGCUCAAACCUCAGAGUUUGCUUUUCCCAGAACAGUCUAAUAUUUUAAUUCAGGAAACAAUAAACCUUAAGUAAUUAUAAAAAGUAUGCUUGAGGCAUAUUUUUCCAUAAUUAUAUUACAAUAUCUAGUUAUUGCCCUUGAAAAAUCUAUAUAUAAAAGUUAUGUUAUUUUUUACUAUCUUAUUUUUUCCAAAGAUAAUACUGCCAAUACUGCACUCCAAAAAGAAAAGAACAAAACAAAACACACACAACUCACUGAAAACCAUCAGCAUUGCUGUCAGAGAGUCAGUGUGCACAAGAUCAGCAGAGCACUGUGUUUGUUCUGAUGUGACAAAAGUCAUAUCAAACUUAUUAUGAUAAGAUUUUUUUUGAAAACUGUGGAAGAGAUUAGAUGUUUGACUCUAUUAAAACAAAUUUCUAAAAUAUGCUUUCCUGUCCUUGAAGGUUGUCAAGGUUCUAAACUGCCAUGUAUUUAUUUCCUAUGUUUUACUCAAGGUAGCAAGUGCUAUUCAGGCAUAUUAUUGCUUAUUUGGGUAAACAGGACUUUGAAAAUGGUAUUUUCAGGGAUUUUUUCCCUUACAAUACUUUGUAAUACUUGACAUUAUUAUACAUAUAUUGCUAACAAACGUUACAAUUUAAACAUUUUGGAGCUUAAUGAUUCUAGGCUAAAUUUCAGGCACAUUUGACUCAUGCAGGAGAGUUAGCAGAAGGCAGGCAGAGGAGCAGAUGUGGUCCCUGGCACUUUCUCCUACUUUCAGAGCAUACUCUUAAGGUUAGUGACCAGUCUGUAUUAAUGUGAACUUCUUCAUUAAUAACCCUGUGCUGUCAAUAGUGCUCUGACCUAUGCUAGUUUAUCAGUACCUAGAAUCACCUAUAUGUUUCAGAAGUAGGUUUCCAUGACUUCUGUUUAGGUCUCAUAGCAAUCUGAAAACUAUCAGAUGGAAGAGUUGUGAAUAUUUAAAAUAUUCACACCUACCUGCACUAGGAGUAUCACCAAGUGGUACAGCAUUUGCCUGCAGUGCACAAGGCCCUGGGUUCAAUUCCUAGUAGAUGUAUAUAGACACGCUGGCAGCUAAUCAAGGCAUUGGCCUUAUGCCCAGUCAGUGUGGAUGGGUAGAAUAACUUCUGCCAUGCUUCAAGGUCAGGCUAGGAUUGGAGCAAGUCAGAGGCUUACGUUUGGAAUUAGGUUCUAGAAGAUAUAUAUAUAUGUUCUUAUUGCCUCCCUUUUCUGUAGCUUGACAGUUUACCACAUAGUAUGUUUUAAAUUCUUUCUCAUGCUCCUUGAUCUUGUUACCUAAGCAAGUUAAUGUCAGAUGCUAGUUUACUAAACUCAAUGUUAGCCAUUCUGUACGUGCACAAAAGCCCCAUAGCAUUUUGCUUUCCAUAAAUCAUAAACCCACUUCAGACCUGAGGACCAGAGAGCAAGGUAUGACUUGUGUUCACUGUCCAUGUUGGCAUGUGAAUGAAUGUUUGUAAAAUCCUUGCAAGAAUUUCUAGAACCGUCCUCCGUCUUGCUUAAAUUUUCUUGGAAUCGACUGUUGUAGCCCUGGCUACCUUCAAACCCAGAAUCCUCCUGCCUCAGCUUCUCACUGCCACUGUUACAGGCAUAUAUCACCAUACCCAUCUUGUUGAAACUUCCUUUAGAAAAGCAAACCGCAAAUUGAUUACACGUUGCUUUCUGAUUCGUUGUACCAGUUAUAGUUUUUGACAGAAAGCUUACAAGCUUGUACCUAACACUUAGAUUUAUAAUUUAAAUUGAAAAGUUAAUGUUUGACAAAAUAAGGCAGAGACAUUAAAGAUAGUCAUUCAUUGAUAUUUUAAUGAAUCAGACAUGUGAAAUUCUGGCUCACUUGGUGUUUGAAACCUGAUUUUAUCAGGGCAUUAAUAAUACAUACCUGUCAUCCGGUUUGUGGGGCUAAAGCAGGAUGAUUCUAAGUUCAAGGACACACUGAGCAAAUUUUAAGACCCUGAUUCCAAAAACAAACGUGACCUUGUCUUGUUCUGGCAAUCAUUGUGUGCCUCAGUUUACUCUAUGUGCAGGGUGCUCCUCCCCCCUUCAGUCCUCCCCCCACCCCACCCCCGAGCUUGGUUCUCUUGAGUAAGUGCCAUACUUUAGCACUGAGAGUUACUAAGAUCAUCACAGACACUGCACAGUCUCUGUUCUCCAAUGUGUAGACCUUUUAUAGUGACUCAAAUCAGUUUUUUUAUGCUGUUAGAAUGUGUAGAAUUCUUUGAAUGUGGCAUCAUGGAUUUCAAAACUAUAUUUUGCAGUUGCUUUUGUGUUCAGUAAGCUAGUAUUUAUUUGAGCAUAGAAAAUGCACUUUACAAAUCUGUUUUCCCAGUAUCCUCUACAGAUCUAGGUUUUAGAGCCCUUUGGCCAGUCCCUCCAGAGUAGAGCAGUCCCCCCAGGAACUGACUUUGCUUUCCCCACUGUGGUCAGUGUAGACAACUUAUUUGUGACUUAGUGUAAAAAUUAAUUCUGAUCUUGUGCAAGUCAACUCCUUUAGAUAGCAAGCAAGAAACCCUAAAGGACCAUGUGUGAACCUUAGAGUCUGUGGUUCUCUGAUACAUUAUCAUCUUCUGUUACUGAUGCCUGACACUUUUUAAACUGUUAAAAGGAAGAAUUGAGUUUACUUUUCUUAGGUAACAGUUUAAAAUAACUUUAAAUUAAAAGCUCCCUAAGGGGAAUAAAUUACAGAGAAGAUAUAACAGGAGGAAACCUUGCAGGGUGCUGGAAAACUUACUUUGAAAUUCUAUCUAAAAUUUAAUUCAUGCAUGUCUUUACUUAAUCCUGGUAUUUCUGCUUUUAGGAAGUAGAGCUUAACAUUAAUAUAUGCAUAUAUUUUUUUACAUGUAGGAUUCUAGUUUCUAUCUUCUGAACUCAAGAGAGCUAAACUCAACAAACAGGGUAAAAAUCUUCAACUCUUGCCUCAAAUUCAAUGGCCCUUUGUCCUGACAAAAGUUAGUUAGACUUGUCUAAUAAGCUGGUAUUUUUAGGGCAUAAUACCCUCCCAUUAACUACUUAAAGUACCAUGGCAGAGAUAGGAAAUCUAAGCCUUGCCCCACAGUAGAAGAAAGAGUCCCAAAAAGUGCCCAUUUUAUCUAGCAUGACUUGUAAAGACUUCCUCAGCUGACAUCAUUGUUACUGGUCACCUUUUAACUGUCCUUUCCACCUAUACUGUCACAUCUGGAGAGGCAAGGCAGUCCUGCAAGUAAAGGAUGCACAGAGCAGAGCCCCUUGGCAGGCAGUGCUCACUCCUUUGACUCCAGUAGUCAUUUUACAUCUCUAUGUGGAAAGUCAGGAAGCUGAAGUGCCCGUUAGAAAUCAUGAAUGGCUGACGACACCCUAACAGAAAUGCCCUAUGAGGCAGCUCUAACUCAUGCAAUGAGUUUUAAACAGAGACUGGUGUUUGAUCUUUGAAAGUGAUGUCUGGUUUGUCAGAAUGUUUGUUGCUAUUCUUUCCUACCAUUAUUUGUAUGACAUAACCACUGUGACAAGGUGCAGUGUCUCUUCACUUCCCAGGAAUGUUCUAGUAGUUUUUGUUAAGACUUAUUUUCCUCAAAAUGACAGCUGUCAUCACAGAUCCACAUCUAAGACCAGACAACAGAAGAGUGCUGUGUGACCGCAGAAUGGUAGAAGGGAUAAUCUGCGGGCAGCUCAUCUCCUGAGUCCAGCACAUUUGACUCUCCUCCUUGACUUAGGCUGAAUAAUGAGGUUGAAACGUGGAUUUGGGAGAGCAACAAGCUAUGGAAUGCUGACAUAGGCUGUCAUUUUGAACAGCUGUAAGCAAAAGAAACAGGUUGUCUUCCCCCACUUUGCUAUGGCACAUGGAGCUGUGUGCUGGCUGAAAUGGGCUCUCAGAACUGACCGUGGGAACUGAGCGCCUCUAAUCCCGUUUCCUGUCUGUCCUAGCGUCCUUCCUACGUCUAGGAAUUCAUUCUCUUGCUUUAAAUGCAAGUGAAGAAUGAUGAAUAGGGAGGGAUAACACAGAAGCAGUGGAUAGAAUAUGCUCUUUGAAAAAAGACACGUUAAGAUGCACCUACCCCUUGCAGGGCUCAGCUGAUUUCUGUGAAAUAAACUGUUUUAAAUGUUAAUUUUGCUAAGAGCACCUCUAAAAAUAAUGUCUUAAAUUUCAAGUUUCACUUUUGGAAACUACUCCUGAAAAGACAUUGAAUAUACUGGGAAAGUAAACAAUGUUUCUGACUCAAUGAUUCAGUAUUAUUCAGUGUUUAAUCUCAAAUUCAUUGUAACACAAGUGUAGUGUCAUCGUUGGAUUAAAACGUUGGAUGUUUUUGUUAAUAUACUUAAAACUGUAACCAGUGAAUAACACCGUAGUAUUUUUUAUUAUAGAUUAUAUUUUAUUUCAAUAAACUUUGAU
Messenger RNA from Mus pahari (shrew mouse), 7997 nucleotides. It is a transcript of the gene Mindy2, whose product is annotated as MINDY lysine 48 deubiquitinase 2. Gene Ontology annotation, molecular function: K48-linked deubiquitinase activity; cysteine-type deubiquitinase activity; cysteine-type carboxypeptidase activity. Lineage: Eukaryota; Metazoa; Chordata; Mammalia; Rodentia; Muridae. Gene Ontology annotation, cellular component: cytosol; cell periphery. Gene Ontology annotation, biological process: protein K48-linked deubiquitination. The record is from RefSeq and is a predicted model, not a curated record. The coding region runs from base 129 to 1943 and encodes 604 amino acids. The transcript has 9 exons.